AUGUUACGCUGUCCAUAUUCUAGGCUGAUCCUAAGAAACGAGAUGAAUAAUUUUUAAUAGUUCAUAAUAAACCCCAUUUACAGAGGACGCAUACUUAAAUAAAUGUAUCCAGUUAAACAGUUAAUUGUAGAAUCAAAUAACGCAUAAUGAGAACCCCCCUUAACUAUUAUAAAACACCAGGUUAAAUGGAAAAAAUUAAUUAAUACAGAAUAAUGGAGACAGUAUCAGGUAGGUAUUGAUGGAACAAUAGGGAUGGGCUGGUCUUAUUAAUCAAUUGUAUUUAAUUGACUUCAACAUUACUAUUGUCAAAAACAUACUGCUCAUUUAUUAUAGGGACAGAAUAUAUAUAUUACAGAAACUGAAAUUCAGAUUGCAAUUUCUAUUUGAAAGUUUCAUAAUCAAAGCAAGACACAAUUUCAAGUUUUGGUGAUGU
Molecule: messenger RNA, 433 nt
Organism: Paramecium octaurelia
Lineage: Eukaryota; Ciliophora; Oligohymenophorea; Peniculida; Parameciidae
Source: the annotation of a GenBank genome assembly